Molecule: messenger RNA, 2047 nt
Organism: Heterocephalus glaber (naked mole-rat)
Lineage: Eukaryota; Metazoa; Chordata; Mammalia; Rodentia; Bathyergidae
Gene: Tmed4
Product: transmembrane p24 trafficking protein 4
Source: RefSeq, a predicted model, not a curated record
AGCGCAAAGCAGGGUCCAAGGGCGCGCAUGCGCUUGGGAGGUGAGGCGCGAUGGCAGGUGUCUGGGUCGGUUGGCUACGGGAGAUGUGGAGGCCAGUGCUGCUCUUCCUCACUCUGUGCGCCGCAGGCGCCCGCGGCCUCUACUUCCACAUCGGCGAGACUGAGAAGCGUUGCUUCAUCGAGGAAAUCCCUGACGAGACCAUGGUCAUCGGCAACUACCGAACCCAGAUGUGGGACAAGCAGAAGGAGGCCUUCCUGCCCUCGACCCCUGGCCUGGGCAUGCACGUGGAGGUGAAGGACCCCGACGGCAAGGUGGUCCUGUCCCGGCAGUACGGCUCCGAGGGCCGCUUCACGUUCACCUCCCACACACCCGGUGAGCAUCAGAUCUGCCUGCACUCCAACUCCACCAGGAUGGCCCUCUUCGCUGGGGGCAAGCUGCGAGUGCACCUGGACAUCCAGGUCGGGGAGCAUGCCAAUAAUUACCCCGAGAUCGCAGCUAAGGAUAAGCUGACCGAGCUGCAGCUCCGUGCCCGCCAGCUGCUGGAUCAGGUGGAACAGAUUCAAAAGGAGCAGGAUUACCAGAGGUAUCGUGAAGAGCGCUUCCGUCUGACCAGCGAGAGCACCAACCAGAGGGUGCUGUGGUGGUCUAUUGCACAGACUGUCAUCCUCAUCGUCACUGGCAUCUGGCAGAUGCGUCACCUCAAGAGCUUCUUCGAGGCCAAGAAGUUGGUGUAGCACCCUCUCCAUAUAGCCUUCCUUUCUGCCUCAGUUAUUUGGUACUUCCCUCACCUCCUCCUUCAGCCAUCUGGAUUUUUGCUGGAGAGGGGAGAGGGAAAAGGAUAUAUCACCUUGGCACCGUGGCAACAAACCAGUCAGAUCAGAUACUUGUUUAACCCUGGUUCUCAAGGACACUGGUCCAAUCUUUCAAAAUCUGUUUUAGGGCUUGUGAGGAAGUGGAACUCACCCAAGAUUAAGUCUUGUUUCUUUUGCCUCCGUGGAGUCCCUUUUGUUCUCCCACAAAAUGAGCAGAACUUUCCAUUUUCUCUUUUACUAGGUUAGGUAGUAGGCCCUGCCUCACUGUCCCUGGCCAGGCCCGAGUUACCUCAAUGGCUUUGUGAAUGUAAAUAAGGGCAAGUCUCGCCCCAGAGGACUGAGAUGUUUUUCUAUAUAUUAGAACUAUUUUUUGAUAAAUUAUAUAUUUUCUUUCUAAUUGCAGUAUUACUGCUUGUAAUUAGCUGAAAACACCAAUCCAGUCCUUGUGUAUUGUGUUUGUUCACAUUUUUAAUAAUGGCCAUGGCAGCUCUCAGGAUUCCACUAGCCUGUGGGCCAGAAAGCAGUUGACACAGGUGCUGUCAAGGCCAUGUGACAUGGCUUCUCAGAAGGCCAAGCAAAGCUCUCUCUGUGAUCCCAUCCCACAGGGCCUUGGUGUCAGAGGUAAGAUGGAGACAGAACCGGCACGGGCAGUGAGUGCCGACCCUGCCUCUUCCCUAAGUUUUUUUUUGGUACCGGGAAUCGAACUCAGGAACUUGCACUUGCAAGGCAGCCGAUCCAACCACUGAGCUAAAUCCCUGGCCUCCCUAAGUCUUAUUUAAGCUCUGGUAAAUGUUUUUCUAAGGGAACCAGAUUUGGUUCUUUAUAUAGUUUUUUCCACCGAAAUAAAGCGUGUUAUAAUAGCUGUGUUUGAGAUGAAAUCAGAGGUUGUGGGGAGAGGGGAGAGGAAAAGCAGGAGGUUCCUGGCCUGGGCUGCUGGUGUCACGUGUCCUUUGUGUCUGCUAGGGCAGGCCCAUCUCCAGGGUUCCUGGGGCCAGACAGGGUAGUUGCUUAACCCUUCUCAAAGGCCAGCCAAGUGGAUCACAUAUCAGCAAGAGACUGAGAUUAAGUUCUUGGGUUUUUGCUCCGAAUCCUAAGCUUGAGUAACUCUCAGUAUGCUUCUCUCCUGCCCUUCUUCUGUAUAAAACUUCGUAUGACCAGUCGUCCCUUCUUGACAUCUUAUUUCAUCGUCUUAUAUAUUUAUUUGAAAUCCUAUUUAUUAAAUUACUUUUAUCUGA